AGGGGCUGAGCGGACACAUUAAUGUAAUAAACCGCCAGUACAUCUGCUAAGCUAUCUGCACAUCCUCCAACGAAAUCCACCAAACCCAGACUCUAAGCCCUCCCACAAUCAAAUCCACUGGGAUCUUGGUUUCAUCCGAUUGGUCGGGGAUGCUGCAACGGGGGGGCGAGAACAAUAGCAUCAUUCCGGCAUAAAAAGAGUGGAGCUAUGCCUUGGAGACGAAAACAUUUCAGCCACAGAAGAAUCGAUAUACUGGGGAGAUAAAGUCCCAUAAGCUUCUAGUGUUGCCAUAUUUUUAACAAACCUGGAUACUCGAGACUUCAUCCACCUCCCCAAAGUGCCUUUCCACUGUUACUCGCCAAGAUGCCCAAAGGAUUCCUGGUAAAAAGAAACAAGAAAUCUGCACAUGUUUCCUACAGGACUCGGUCAGACGAAGAUGACCUCCAGGAGCCACCCAUCCCAGCUGCCUUUCCGAGUUAUGUGGACCCCUCCCCGCCGAUGUCCGUGGCGUCCAGUCCGGACCGCGCCGCAGCAUCGCCGGAUUUCACAGCAGCUGACGCGCCGGUGCCAAGACUGGAGAAGCCGGUACAGUUCGGCAACCCAGAGGCGGUGUGCCAAGCCCUCUACAGCCCCACCCGACCCAUCAGCAAGGAGCACGACAGGGGAUAUUUUGAGCGAAGUUUCAAUUUGGGCUCGCCUAUUUCUGCCGAAUCAUUCCCGACACCUGCCUCCCUCUCCGGCCUGGACCACCUCCUGUACGCCCCGGUCGACCUGAAAAUCGGCACCAGCAACAGCAGCCGCAGCGGCACCACCAGCAGCAGCCUCCCGGGACCAAGCAACCGCGUAGCCACCAAAAGGCCCGCAGCUGACUGUACAGAGCGCAAACCUAAACCCGCCUCCAAGAAACCCAAAGCCAUUAGAAAACUCAACUUUGAAGACGAGAUGACGACUUCUCCCGUUCUUGGUCUCAAAAUAAAAGAGGGGCCGGUGGAGAUGAAGCCGAGGGCGCAGUCCUCCGGAGGAAACAAGCCUCUAGGGGAGUUUGUGUGUCAGCUGUGCAAGGAGGCGUAUGCGGAUCCCUUCUCUCUAGCUCAGCACAAGUGCUCCCGCAUCGUCAGGGUCGAAUACCGUUGUCCCGAGUGCGAUAAGAUGUUCAGCUGCCCAGCCAACCUCGCCUCUCACCGCCGCUGGCACAAACCGAGGACCACCGGGGCACCGGCGAUGCCACCGGCACAGGGCAUCAAACCUGAAAUGGCCAAAAUGCCACCGCUAGGUGUCAAGUCCGUCUCCGACGAAGCCAAAGACAUGAGUGACAGAGACACCCCGAGUCCAGGUCUGUCCGAGUCGGGCUCUGAAGAUGGCUCAUAUGACUGCCAGUAUUGUGGGAAGAGGUUUAAGCGACAGGCAUACCUAAGAAAACACAUCAUGGCACACCAGGCCUUGCAAAAGAAAGUGCUUGAGGAGCAGGGGUUUCAAACCGGCGACCGCCCGGCAGAGCAGGCUCCGGUCUUACCCGCCUCCUCCUCCUCCUCCUCAGCAUCAUCAUCAUCAUCCUCAUCCUCAGAGGAAGCCUCAAACCAAAGCCCUCUCAACCUGAGCCCGGUGGACUGCCUGCUGUGCCCUGUGUGCGGGGAGAGUUUCACCAGCAGGGCCGGCCAGGAGAGACACCUGCGUCUCAUGCACUCCUCCCAGAUUUACCCGUGCAAAUACUGCCCCGCCACUCUCUACAGCUCGCCGGGACUCACCAGGCACAUAAACAAGUGCCACCCCUCGGAGAACAGGCAGGUGAUCCUGCUCCAAAUGCCGGUGCGCCCCGCCUGCUAAAGAUAACACCUAACUCGUGCCUUUGGGGGGGGGGGGAAAUGAAAUAAUGACAAACAAAAAAGAAGUGGCUCUGGUGUUAAAAAAAAUAAUGAAAGAGUUUGUGAUGCUCACUGUCAUAACUUUAGGCCAAUGAAAGGCAGGGCGGUUUGAUGUUUAAGUGGUGUUUAAUGAGGUGUCUUUUCCAUGCCAAUCAGUGAUUGUUGAAUGCUUCUCUCUAUAUUUGAAUUACAUAUAGGCCUAUUUUGAGAUUUUCUUUCUCAAAUUAGUUUAUCAAGAAAAAAAA
Messenger RNA from Etheostoma spectabile (orangethroat darter), 2107 nucleotides. It is a transcript of the gene insm1b, whose product is annotated as insulinoma-associated 1b. Gene Ontology annotation, biological process: neuron differentiation; negative regulation of transcription by RNA polymerase II; regulation of cell cycle process. Gene Ontology annotation, molecular function: RNA polymerase II cis-regulatory region sequence-specific DNA binding; DNA-binding transcription repressor activity, RNA polymerase II-specific. The record is from RefSeq and is a predicted model, not a curated record. Bases 364 to 1824 code for a protein of 486 amino acids. The transcript has a single exon. Gene Ontology annotation, cellular component: nucleus; transcription repressor complex. Lineage: Eukaryota; Metazoa; Chordata; Actinopteri; Perciformes; Percidae.